This is a messenger RNA of Acanthoscelides obtectus, 225 nucleotides long. The record is from the annotation of a GenBank genome assembly. NCBI's taxonomy places the organism in Eukaryota, Metazoa, Arthropoda, Insecta, Coleoptera, Chrysomelidae.
AUGCUGUUUUUGAAAAAAGUAGUUGCUGCUGGUGAAACGCACGAAAGAGUCUCUGCUAAACAAACUGAAGAACACCCAGAAGAUGUCACCACGACAUCGAAUGAACCUACAAACGAAGAUGACAGUGUGACUACAAUGACACAACUUGACAAUGACAGUCAGAAGGACAAACAAAAUCUGCCCCCCCCCGCCAAAACGCAGAGCACCAGCCAAAAGAAAUUUUAA